AAGGCGAAGCCGUCGUUCCGCCAUUUUGUCCGCCGGUUCCAGACUCUGUAGCGGGGCACGUGUGGUUGUUCACGCCAAAAUCCCGGUUUAUUAGCCAACAUUUCAGCCGCUUGUAGCGAAAAGGGUGCAGGUCCGCUCAUUGCAACAAUCUAGUCUAUCUCGUGUGCCCCCAGACUCGAUUCCAGCCAAAUUUUCGGUAUUCCAUUUUCUAGCGCUACAACUGGAGCCGCUUACCAAGCGGGUCAGCCCUAUGCAGUAGCCGCGUCUCCUGCAUCUGCAGCGGCCGCCACUUACGGAACGCAAAGAGCUGCCGGAUACGACGCCGCUUACCAAGCGGGAGCCCCUGGUCAGGGAACUUAUGCUGCAGUUGGUACUGGGGGUACACCAGCAUACGAGUACGGUUACGGACAAACAGCGGCGGCGACUUACACGCCUGGCUACGACCAGUCCGGGGCUGGUAAGCCUGCGACUUACGCCACCACCUACGCCUCUCAGAGAGCCAGUCAACAGGCUCAAGCAACUGCAGCCGCAAAACCAGCUCAAUACGCAGCAGCUUAUCAACCCAACGCCUCUGCUUACCAGGCCACAUACGGACAGCCAACCGCCCAAACAACAAUAGCCGCCCAACCUACAACCCAGGCAAAACCAAACAGCGGAACGUAUUCGGGGUACGACGCGGCCCUUUACUCGGCCGCAACAAUGUAUGUUGCUCAGCAGCAGCAAGGAGGCGUCGCGCAAAAUGUCGCAGCGGCGUCUCAAGUUGCCGGAGUUGCUGCCGCUCAGAAGUCAGCCAAUUGGCAGGGGUUUAAAAGGGGCGGAGCGGGAGGCAAUAAAGGUCAGAGGCCCAAAGCGCCUCCUAAGCCACAACAAUUACACUACUGUGAUGUCUGCAAAAUUAGCUGCGCUGGGCCCCAGACUUACCGGGAGCAUUUAGAAGGGCAGAAGCAUAAGAAGCGCGAAGCUGCCACCAAAAUGGCAGCCAGCGUCGCAACAACAAAUGCGAAUCGAUCUGGAAAUUCAUUGCGUUGUCAGUUAUGUGAUGUAACUUGCACAGGAAACGACGCUUACGCCGCUCACAUUCGAGGGGCCAAACAUCAAAAAGUUGUACUGCUUCACACCAAGUUAGGCAAGCCUAUUCCUCCUCAAGAACCUGAAGUUAUUGGCGGUGUGAAGAAGUCAAUCGCCAGCGCACCAAAAAUCAACUUUGUGCAAUCGGGUGGUUUAGGCAUGACAGGACCCAGCCAGGGAAGUAACGGAGAAAUGAAAGAUGAAGAGCCCGAAGAUACGCCCGAACCAGAUAUUCAACCAGUUGGUCAGGAUUAUAUUGAGGAAAUUAAAAGCGAAGAUGGAAAGGUCAUGAGUUUCAACUGUAAGUUAUGUGAAUGCCGAUUCAAUGAUCCAAACGCUAAAGAAAUGCACAUGAAAGGGCGAAGACAUAGAUUACAGUACAAGAAAAAAGUGAAUCCUGAUUUAGUAGUGGACGUCAAGCCAAGUCUCAGGCAAAAGAAGAUUCAGGAAGAGAAAAUGCGUAGGGCUGCAAUGCGAGAGGAAUUUUGGGCGCGUCGGCAUGGUUUCAACAUGGACGAUGAAGAAUCCAUCUAUUGGGAAGACCGACGUCGUUAUGAAGAAUAUAUGGAUAUGGUUAGUAGAAGCGGCGGUCCGUUUCCACCCAGAGGCCGGCCAUUCCCUGGUGGUCCACCGUUUUUCCCUGGUCCGGGAACCAGAAGACCGGAAUCUAGUGACGACCGUCAUGUCAUGGCUAAACAUGCAGAAAUAUAUCCAAAAGAAGAGGAGUUGCAAGUGGUUCAACGCAUUGUGUCGCAUUCCGAGCGGGCAUUAAAACAGGUCUCCGACCAAUUAGCUGAAGCUAAACCUAGCGAGGGCGAUGCAAACAAAGACAAAGCAGUGGAUCAGCCCCAGAAAGAAGACGGACGCGAUAACCAAUUAUUCUCUUUCCAAAAAGAGCAGGAUGCCUCCAGAAUGCUGAGAGGAGUGAUGCGAGUGGGGCACCUAGCCAAAGGUCUUCUGUUGAAAGGGGACAACCAAGUCGAACUGGUGGUGUUAUGUGCCGACAAACCAACUUUAACUCUCUUAAAGAAAGUCGUUGAAUUAUUGCCCGCUGCUUUCAAGCAGGUAGCUCCAGAUGCUGCGUACCAAGUAGUUAUUAACCCUGCUGAAGCCGGGUUGACUAUUCAAGCAGAAGGACUGACAGUUUUAGUUCAACUGACGAGUCCUGUGAUGCGCGAGCAAGAAGCUGCAAGCGGCGGGUCGGACCGGGAUGUACUCUCGAGAGGAAAGUGUCUCCAGGCGCUGGCAGCGCUCAGACAUACCAAAUGGUUCCAGGCUAGAGCUUUGGGAUUACACUCCUGUGUGAUUAUUAUCAGGAUAUUGAGAGAUUUGUGUCAGCGAGUGCCAACCUGGUCACCUCUUAGCUCGUGGGCCAUGGAAUUGCUUGCGGAAAAAGUACUUUCAUCAACACCUGGUCAAGUUCAACUGUCUCCAGGGGAUGCACUGCGCCGUGUUAUGGAAGCUGUGGCUGGAGGACUUUUAUUGCCAGGUGGACCUGGAUUGGCCGAUCCAUGCGAGAAAGAUGGCCCGGACGCCUCGGGGGCUCUUAGUGCUCAGCAGCGUGAGGAUCUUUCUUGUUCUGCGCAAUAUGCUCUUCGCCUGAUUGCUUUUAGGCAGAUAUUUAAGGUUUUGGGAAUGGAUGCGCUUCCGCUGCCACAGAAAUCAUUUAAGAAAGACAGAUCGGCUCGAAAACGUCGUCGUUCAGGAGGCGAACCUGAAGGCUCAGAAAGUGAUACUGGGAAGAUUAUUAAGACCGAAAGCGCCGCGACACCAACAGACGGUACUCCGGCCAAGUGAAUUGGAGGAGAUAUCUCUCGACUUUACUCAUAAUUAUUUAUAUUUCAGAAGAAAUAGUUUAAUUUUAUAGAAUGUUCAAAUCAAAAAAUGUUUUUUUUUUGACGAUUCCAGUCCAGAUUGGUUAAAAGAGCAACGCUGAUAAGGUUACUAUAUAUGUGAUUAGACGAAAUUGAUUAUAUGUUGAUGCGACCUCGUCCACCAGUCAAACUUCCUUUAAAUAUUGCGUUAGAAUUUUGGUUCGUUUUAUGAAUAAAAUAUUUGGUUAUUAUUGGCAA
This is a messenger RNA of Dendroctonus ponderosae (mountain pine beetle), 3140 nucleotides long. It is a transcript of the gene Zn72D, whose product is annotated as zinc finger RNA-binding protein. Lineage: Eukaryota; Metazoa; Arthropoda; Insecta; Coleoptera; Curculionidae. Gene Ontology annotation, molecular function: zinc ion binding; double-stranded RNA binding; single-stranded RNA binding. Gene Ontology annotation, cellular component: precatalytic spliceosome. The transcript is spliced from 19 exons. The record is from RefSeq and is a predicted model, not a curated record. The coding region runs from base 700 to 2865 and encodes 721 amino acids.